AUGGAAACCGUGAAGGAUGUUGUCGAGUGGUGCCUGUGGCACUCCCUGUUCGUGUGGAAGAUUGUGUGGUGUGUGCUGCGCAACCACUGGCCGGCCGUGUUGCUGGUGCUGAUUGGUGCGGUGGGCGGCGUGAUCACGAGACCCUUGUGGAGCAUUGCGGGGCGAUUGAUAGGGGCCGCGUUCGGCUUUGUGUUCAAGUGGCUGACCCUGCUCGACAAGGUAUGCGUAAGACGGUACCGCCGCUUCGUGAACGGUCCAUCUGUGCAAGGCAGACCGUCCGCGGAGCGUCGAUGGAAGGCGUUCGAAGCAAUCUGGGCCACGCCCAUGGUGGUGCUCGAGGCCCGAGGUGAACAUAAGGAUGGCUUAGGCCGGCUACUCAGCAAUUUCAACGAGUAG
Messenger RNA from Phytophthora sojae, 396 nucleotides. RefSeq lists its product as hypothetical. The transcript has a single exon. The coding region runs from base 1 to 396 and encodes 131 amino acids. The record is from RefSeq and is a predicted model, not a curated record. Lineage: Eukaryota; Oomycota; Peronosporomycetes; Peronosporales; Peronosporaceae.